Messenger RNA from Lactuca sativa (garden lettuce), 2172 nucleotides. Lineage: Eukaryota; Viridiplantae; Streptophyta; Magnoliopsida; Asterales; Asteraceae. The record is from RefSeq and is a predicted model, not a curated record.
GAGGUGGAUAGAAGCAGAUGCUAGUAUUUAAGUAUUGUAAGCUUAAAUAUAAAUGGUGGGUAGGUCUGUGUUUUAAUUACACCCAAUUAAUUUCCCUUUCUCUUACUUUCUUUUUUAACAAUUUGGUGCAUGCCAUUAAUUUCCUUUUCAUUCAAAGAUUCAUCAUAAUGACAAUUACAUUAACUCACACACUCAAAUGCACACACAGAUACAGGUUUUAUGAGGUUCUCAGGAGUACAAUCAUGAUAAUUGUUUGAGCUGUGUGCUGAUCUGCGCCAAACCAACCCCCCUUUCUUUGCAUUUACACACAACCCACAUACUGUCGUUUUCCAAGUUUCUUUCUUCUUUCUUUCUUCUUCAACCUUAUACAUAAGAGGUUCUUGGCCCUUAAACUUUUUGUCAUUUUUUCCAGUAAAAGCUCUUAUUCCAGAGAGAGAAAAUUAGGGCUCUUGUUCUUGCUUUCUGGGCAUUGCUUUGAGUUCAUGAAAAAAUGGUUAUUAGAUUCAGCAAUCUGCAUUCAAGACUUGUAUUUGUGCUUCUUUUCUUUGUUCUUUUCUGCAAUAAUGGUAGAUCUGUUUUGGGUAUUGAAUUACACGAAGUAUAGAAAAGUAGGAAACUUGAGACUUGCAAGGAUUCACAAGCAUUUGGAUAACCUGAACAAGCCUCCGUUUUAUCCAUUCAGCCCAGAUGGAGAUAUUAUUGAUUGUGUUCAUAAAAGAAAACAACCAGCAUUCGAUCACCCCCUCCUCAAAACUCACAAAAUCCAGAGUGCCACCAAAAAAUGCCAACGGUGAAAUCAAUGGUGAAAAACACAGGAGGAAGAUCCUAGUGGCAAAUCUGCAAAUAUUAGUCAAAAUGAAGGGUAUAUAAGAAGAGAUGCUUGGCAAAUGUGGCACCAAAAUGGUAAAAAGUGUCCCAAAGGGACAGUUCCGGUGCGACGGAGCACGGUGCACGAUGUUCUGAGAUCAAAUUUCCUUAUAUGAUUUGCAAAAAAACGACGUAGUAAUGCACCACUUGCGAGACGUGCUGAUGCACCUGAUGUGGUUAGUGGAAACGGCCAUGAGCAUGCAAUAGCAUACACAGGAACAUCAAGUGAGAUUUACGGGCAAAAAGCGACAAUAAACGUGUGGGACCCAAAGAUAGAAGUGAUUAAUGAGUUCAGUCUUUCCCAGAUUUGGGUUCUUUCCGGGUCUUUCGAUGGCUCUGAUCUCAAUAGCAUUGAAGCUGGCUGGCAGGUCAGUCCGGAACUUUAUGGUGACAGUAGACCUCGAUUAUUCACUUAUUGGACGAGUGAUGCAUAUCAAGCAACCGGAUGUUACAACUUGUUAUGUUCAGGAUUCAUACAGACCAAUAGCCGAAUCGCUAUUGGUGCUGCUAUUUCCCCGCUAUCUGAAUUCGAAGGAAGCCAAUUUGACGUUACCAUAGUCAUUUGGAAGGAUCCAAAACUUGGGAAUUGGUGGAUGGGGUUCGGAGAGAACACACUAGUAGGGUAUUGGCCUGCAGAGCUAUUCACACAUCUUGCUGAUCGAGCAACAAUGGUGGAAUGGGGAGGUGAGGUCGUGAAUUCACGAGCAAAUGGUGAACACACAUCCACUGGAAUGGGGUCGGGUCAUUUUGCAGAAGAUGGGUUUGGAAAAGCAAGCUAUUUUCGAAACCUAGAGAUAGUUGAUUCAGAUAACAGUCUCAUCUCAGCUCAUGAUAUAUCGACUCUAGCCGAGAACAACAAUUGUUAUAACAUUAAAAGCUCUAGCAGCAGUCAAUGGGGCACUUACUUUUACUAUGGUGGGCCUGGAAGAAAUGAUCAAUGCCGAUGACACUCACAAAGUCACAAUAUCUUUUUAUUUUAGUUUUAUUCUUUUUUUUUUUUUUUUUUUGGAAAAAUCUACAAGUGUUAAAAUUUUAUUGUGUUAAGAGUGAGGUUACAUUCUUCUACCAAUCAUCUUAAAACAUAUUUCAUGGAAACUGAAAGAUAGACAAUUGUGGUAUAUUUCCCAUAAAGAUACUUUUAGGAGAAUCGGUAGAAGGGUAUAACAUUACUCUAUGUAUGUGAUAUUUCAACUGUUGAUUAUGUUGAUUCUAGUAUUGUUGGUAGUUAUUUCCAAACAACCGUGUAAGAAUUUGUAUGUAAUGAAUAAGAUUUUAUGUCAAUAAACAACUAUGGAAAUAAUAAAA